UACGCAGGGCCGGAGCAUUAAUCCAAUCCCCUCAAACUCUGGCUGUUGUUGUCGAUUAAUGGAGCUAGUGGGCGUGUCUGUUUAAAAUAAACUAUUUCAUACCGCGCGCAGGGCUAGUUUGCAACCACUACUACCAAAACCAGAUUGCAGCGAAGAACGAGACGGACAUGUUGGAGAGCCGGAGAAAAGAUGCUGCGCAAAACGGUGCAGAGCCACACGUGGCCAGACCAAAUGUUGGCAACAGGGUGACUGUAGUGCUAGGGGCUCAAUGGGGCGACGAGGGCAAAGGGAAAGUUGUGGACCUACUCGCUCAGGACGCCGAUAUUGUUUGCAGAUGCCAGGGUGGUAACAAUGCAGGACACACGGUGGUGGUGGACUCUGUGGAGUAUGACUUCCACCUUCUACCCAGCGGCAUUAUCAACCCCAAGGUCACUGCUUUCAUUGGUAACGGGGUAGUGAUCCACCUGCCUGGCCUCUUUGAGGAGGCUGAGAAGAAUGUGGGCAAAGGCAAAAGUCURGUGGGCUGGGACAAGAGGCUGAUCAUUUCAGACCGAGCACACAUUGUGUUUGAUUUCCAUCAAGCGGUCGACGGUGUGCAAGAGCAGCAGAGACRAGAGCAAGCGGGCAGGAACCUCGGAACAACAAAAAAGGGGAUUGGCCCGGUGUACUCAGCCAAAGCAGCCCGCAGCGGCCUCCGGAUAUGUGACCUCAUGUCUGACUUCACGCUGUUCUCUGAAAGAUUURAAGUCUUAGCCUCGCAGUACCAGWCUAUGUACCCGACCCUGGUGAUUGACAUCGAUGGAGAGUUGUCCAAGUUGAAGGAUUACGUGGAGAAGUUAAAGCAUAUGGUGAAAGAUGGCGUCUUCUACAUGUACGAGGCCCUACAUGGACCUCCCAAAAAGAUCCUGGUAGAAGGAGCCAACGCUGCCCUCUUAGAUAUUGACUUUGGAACGUACCCUUUCGUGACCUCGUCUAACUGCACAGUAGGCGGGGUGUGCACGGGCCUAGGCAUGCCACCUCAGAACGUGGGUGAGGUGUACGGCGUGGUCAAGGCCUACACCACCCGGGUUGGCAUCGGAGCCUUUCCCUCUGAGCAGUUCAAUGACGUUGGGGAGCUCCUGCAGACGAGGGGGAAAGAAGUGGGUGUGACCACGGGCCGUAAAAGGAGAUGCGGUUGGCUGGACCUCGUGCUCAUCAAAUAUGCCCACAUGAUUAACGGCUUCACUGCCUUAGCUCUCACCAAACUAGACAUCUUGGAUGUGCUCCCUGAGAUCAAAGUUGGUGUGUCAUACUCUGUGGACGGUGAAAAUAUACCUCAUUUUCCAGCCAACCAGGAAGUCUUACAAAGUGUUGAGGUUCAGUAUGCCACCCUGCCAGGUUGGAACAGUGACACCUCUGCCGUCAGAACGUUCGAUGAGCUGCCAGAGAACGCCCAGAAAUAUGUCCGCUACAUUGAGGAGCACCUCGGUGUGCCCGUGAAAUGGAUUGGAGUCGGAAAAUCUCGGGAGUCCAUGAUCCAGAUCUUCUAAGAGCGUCUCCUCCAAACCCUCAGUCCCCUCUUCCUACCUCCAGAUGGCUGCCUGGUUCCAGGGGCCUGUGGCCUGGGAAGGUGGUCUAUGCUGCAUGACMCCCCCCCCCCCCCCCCCCCCUCAUUGGAGACUCUUCAAAAUUGCCUCUGGUCAUUAAGAUGGAAGUACACUUCAGCUACAUCUCUUACUCCCCAUGUAUGGUUUGUAACCCUAACCCCCUCUUCUGGCCUUUCUGGAUCUGCUCUUCUGCCACACUUGCACAUGCACUACACACACACUCAUAUCCAUUCAAUAUCCCCAUAUUCCAACUUCUGAUCCAGAUGUGUGACACGCUGUCAUUCACCUGUCUACAAGCCAAUGUCAGAUUGUUCAGUAUGACCAUAUGUGCAGUGGAACUUGGUUGAUUCAUUAACCGAUGUUUUGUGGCUGUAGUGUGAUGAAAUCACUUGUGCCCGUUUGUGUAGAUGUAUUCUUUAUACCUAGCAUGGCCAUGAAACAGCCCUCUAGCAACUACAGAUUCCACGUGUUCUGCAUGGACAACGGUCCCUGACGAUACCAGUCUCUGUAUUCAAAUUGGAUAAUUGCAGAAAAUGUAGAAUCUGUUUGUUGUUACAAAGACCUUGUUCCCAGCAACAUAGCUGGAACAAAGCCAUUAUGCAAGAAAAUAGAUUUAGGUUCCAUUACAAUCUUAAAUGGGCCUUUUGGAGGCGUCGCAAUCAAACAACCUCUCAUUAAUUUCCCUCUCAUUAAUUUCCCCAGUUGACUAGAAAUGUUGUCUCAUUUACAUUUACAUUUUUUUACAUUUUAGUCAUUUAGCAGACGCUCUUAUCCAGAGCGACUUAC
Messenger RNA from Salvelinus sp. IW2-2015, 2372 nucleotides. Its product is annotated as adenylosuccinate synthetase isozyme 2. The record is from RefSeq and is a predicted model, not a curated record. Gene Ontology annotation, cellular component: cytoplasm. Gene Ontology annotation, biological process: 'de novo' AMP biosynthetic process; IMP metabolic process. Gene Ontology annotation, molecular function: adenylosuccinate synthase activity; GTP binding. NCBI's taxonomy places the organism in Eukaryota, Metazoa, Chordata, Actinopteri, Salmoniformes, Salmonidae.